AUGAGCAGAACAGAACCACCAAUCAUGACAGCAAUGCUUUACGACGCGUUACGUGACGAGGUGUACACCUGUGCAAAGUGUAUGAGGAGUUUCAAGGUGGUCGGUUCACUGCGGAGGCACCUACGAUACUUUUGCAGUCGGAAGCAGCCAAAAGUGACCGGUUUUAUAGAACACGGCGUCGAUAAUUACGAGUGUCAGGUGUGCCACCGGCAGUACAAAUCGUACGCGACGAUGAGACGCCAUCUGGUGUACGAGUGUCAAAAACCGGCCACCAUUGAGUGUCCCGUAGUGCACUGCAACUACAAAGCCAAGUUUAAAAACAGGAUGCUGCAGCACUACUACCGAUACGUCUGUGAGAAGUGCAACAAACCUUACAAGAAGUGGAUAUCGUUCUACGUGCAUCGAAAGUACGAUUGCGGUACCGGCACCACCUUGGUGUGCGGGUAUCUCAAUUGCGGUACUAAAAUCAAUCGGAGAAGCAGUAUGAAACGGCACAUGAUGACGCACAACGUCCUGCCGUGCGAGUGGGAGAACUACGUCAUUACGAAAGACACCACUAUUUAG
This is a messenger RNA of Cylas formicarius (sweet potato weevil), 564 nucleotides long. RefSeq names its product zinc finger protein 99-like. NCBI's taxonomy places the organism in Eukaryota, Metazoa, Arthropoda, Insecta, Coleoptera, Brentidae. The record is from RefSeq and is a predicted model, not a curated record. Bases 1 to 564 code for a protein of 187 amino acids. The transcript is spliced from 3 exons. Gene Ontology annotation, biological process: regulation of transcription by RNA polymerase II. Gene Ontology annotation, molecular function: RNA polymerase II transcription regulatory region sequence-specific DNA binding; DNA-binding transcription factor activity, RNA polymerase II-specific. Gene Ontology annotation, cellular component: nucleus.